Molecule: messenger RNA, 375 nt
Organism: Parascedosporium putredinis
Lineage: Eukaryota; Fungi; Ascomycota; Sordariomycetes; Microascales; Microascaceae
Source: the annotation of a GenBank genome assembly
AUGGCCACCCCCGUUUACACCAAGGAUGCCCCUCCGGCUGUUGGCCCCUACUCCCAGGCCAUCAAGACUGCCAGCACCAUCUACUGCUCCGGUCAAGUCCACUUCAACACUCAGGGCGAGCUGAUCACCGACGCUACCAUUGCUGAGAAGACCGCCCUCUGCAUCAAGAACCUCCAGGCCGUCCUCACCGAAGCCGGCUCCUCCAUCGAGAAGGUUGUCAAGACGACCGUCUUCCUCGCUGACAUGUCCAGCUUUGCUGAGAUGAACGGCGAAUAUGAGAAGUGGUUCAAGCACAAGCCCGCCCGAAGCUGCGUUGCCGUCAAGACCUUGCCUAGGAACGCCGAUGUCGAGAUCGAAUGCAUUGCUCUUCCUUAG